UUAGUACAUCGCUCUGCGGUCGCAUUCUUUUCAGCUGUCUUCCAACACACGAAAUCAAGCAUCAUGGCAGCUUUCCUCAACAAGAAAUUCAAGCUCGUCUCUUCCGAGAAAUUCGACGAAUACAUGCAAGAACUUAAAAUUGGUUUCGUGAUGCGUAAACUGGGAAACUCUGCCACCCCCGUUGUUGAAUUGACAUGCGAAGGUGAUGAGUACACCUUCACCACCACCACGAUGCUCAAAACGACAACUAUCAAGUUUAAACUUGGUGAGGAAUUCGAGGAGGAACGAGGUGAUGGAGCCAAAGUCAAAUCCACCAUUACCAUGGAUGGUAACAAGAUGACGCACGUCAUGAAAGGUGAUCCCGAGUCCACCAUUGUCCGGGAAUUCAACGGAGAUGAAUUGAAGGCUGUGUUGACUGUCAAUGACGUCGUUUGCACGCGCAUCUACAAAGCCGAAUAGAAUCUGAUUACUUUUUUCUACUAAUCAAGAUCUUUACUAAUUCCUGUUUAUUUUGCAAUGCAAAACAAUUAUUGAACUUUCUAUCUGUUCCAUACUGGCUCUUAUUUUUGAAUCUCUUCAAGGCUCAAGAUAUGUUUUGCUUUGUUUAUUUUUCAUUUGUUUUGUUACUCAGUUCUAGUAUUUGCUUGAAUAAAAUAGAAAAAAAUAAUUAUUCAAA
Daphnia pulex (common water flea) is the source of this 676-nucleotide messenger RNA. Its product is annotated as sodium/calcium exchanger regulatory protein 1-like. Bases 64 to 459 code for a protein of 131 amino acids. Gene Ontology annotation, cellular component: cytosol; nucleus. Gene Ontology annotation, molecular function: fatty acid binding. The record is from RefSeq and is a predicted model, not a curated record. Gene Ontology annotation, biological process: fatty acid transport. Lineage: Eukaryota; Metazoa; Arthropoda; Branchiopoda; Diplostraca; Daphniidae. The transcript has 3 exons.